This is a messenger RNA of Macroventuria anomochaeta, 915 nucleotides long. RefSeq names its product putative oxidoreductase ucpA. The transcript is spliced from 3 exons. The record is from RefSeq and is a predicted model, not a curated record. Bases 1 to 915 code for a protein of 304 amino acids. Lineage: Eukaryota; Fungi; Ascomycota; Dothideomycetes; Pleosporales; Didymellaceae. Gene Ontology annotation, cellular component: cytosol. Gene Ontology annotation, molecular function: oxidoreductase activity.
AUGGCACCCUUAGAAAAGUCGCCAUUUCCCCCAGACAGCGGUUUCGACUUCGUUGGCAUCAAAAGCCUACAUGAUGACAUCUACCCAGCCAUUGACGUCUCCAAAACCGCAAACCUUCAGCAACCCGGAAAAGUCGUGUUAAUCACCGGAGCAGGCCGCGGUAUUGGGCGAUCCAUGGCCAUUCAAUAUGCUCGCGCAAAUGUUGCUACCAUCAUUAUCUGUGCAAGAACGACGUCUGAGUUAGACGAAGUCGAAUCUGCCGUUCAGAAAGCCAACGCCAGUGUGCGUGUUAGGAAGGAGGCACUCAGUGUGACAGACGGAGCCGCAGUGAAAGAUCUAGCAAGAAGAGUAGGAGAAGAGGAAGGAUGUCUCGACAUUCUGAUCAACAAUGCCGGUCUCUCACGCCCCUGGGAGCCCAUCGGCGACACCGAUCCAGAAGACUACUGGCAAGUCCUCGAAGUCAACCUCAAAGGCCCAUUGCUGCUUCUUCACGCAUUCCUACCUCUGUUGGUCAAAACCGCCGAGACGCACAACUCGCACGUCAAUGUCAUCAACGUCACUUCGAUCGGCGCCGUCACAGUCGUGCCGGGCGGCAGCUCAUACGCGCUUGCGAAGCUAGCGCUGCAGCGAAUGAGCGAGUUUGUCGGAUUGGAGUAUGGGGGAAAGGGGGUUAACGUUGUGGGUAUGCAUCCUGGUGCUGUGGUGACGAAGCUGGCGAACGAAAUCAAGGAGAUCAAAGAUUAUUUGACCGAUACACCAGAGCUGUGUGGUGGGUUUGUUGUGUGGUUGAGUAGUCAAGAGAGAGGCUGGUUGAAUGGGAGGUACGUGAGUGCCACGUGGGAUGUUGAUGCUUUGGAGGGGAUGAAGGAGGAUAUUGUGGAAUGUGACAAGCUGAAGGUGAAGUUGAUCGUCUAA